Molecule: messenger RNA, 2091 nt
Organism: Rodentolepis nana
Lineage: Eukaryota; Metazoa; Platyhelminthes; Cestoda; Cyclophyllidea; Hymenolepididae
Source: the annotation of a GenBank genome assembly
AUGCAAUCUAACGAGUCUUACAAAACUGUGUUUGUAAUGUUAAGAACGCAAAAUAUGCAUAAAUCAUGUGAAGAUGCGUAUAAGUUUGAGAAGGGUCCGAGUCGGAGAGAUACAAUUGCUUUCGAUAGCAUUACUGUUAAACGAAAUCUUUGGUCAUUCGCAGUCGAGGCCGUUUUGGAGUAUUGUAGAAUCAACUUUGACAUCUUUGGUCAAUCAAAACCUAUUUCCCUUAUAUCAGUCGAUCUUGAAGAGAAAAUUCUCACCCUCUGGUAUGAGUCAGAUCAAUCAAUUAGGUCCGUUUGGGAAGCCUUUUCUUCUAUAAGCACUUCUACUACAUCGGUUGAUCUUGACUAUCCGGGCAUGCCGGGUUUAUUUUCAUGUAAAAAUACCCUACACAUGCCAACACCGCAUCAAGUCACUCAAAAGCACCCAAAGAACCUUGGCCGUGUCAUAGUUAUUGGUUCGAACAUUGAGCCAAAACUCACGGGCUGGGUUGUUCAUCUUGAAGAAGCCCUUGAAGCACCACCGACUGAAUCGAGUUAUUUGCCAAUACACGGUUCCGAGUGGAUCUUCAUUGACAUCUCUACUACUCCUGCCUCUCGUGAUGUUGAACUCGAUAAGGUUAGUUUGGGUCUUUUCACCAUUUUCAAAAACUUGAAAAUAAUAUCUUUGAUUAUUCACUCAUUUGGAAAUCACACUAUUUUCUAUCGUCGAGUGGCAAUGUUGGGUGGCAAUUUCCUGGCACACGCUCUAAUGCAGUUGGCUGAAAGGAAUCUAAAUUUGGUGAGCACGAUGGUUCAGGACAUUCCUAUGAAAGAAGAGGCAAAUUCGGGCUCCGUGUCGACUAUGUAUGGAGUGGAGCUUCUGCAUGAAGCUGAGGGUCAUGCUUUCUUGCGUGAUCGUGGUUUGGCGAGUCGGCUCUACCUUCGAGACGAAAAUAAUGAAAUGAAGUACCGGUCUCCGCCUUCAGGAUUGUCGAAAACUCUGGGCAUCAGCUGGAUGGCCCCGCGUCCUACAGAUAAUAAAUACCUCCGCUAUAGUAUUGGGGCAUUCAGGGUAACAAUGGCAGCCGUGGCUAAUAGAUCUUCUGUUUGCUUAUCUCAGUUCAUAUUAAGUGGCAAGUCUGUUCUGCUUGGACAAAAGGUGAAGUCCAAAGAUGUCCUAUCAGAGGUUUUCCUUCUUCUCUGUCACGGCAAUCUCAUGUACCUCCAUAUUCUUGCAACCUCUGUACCGCUAUCUUCCCCUCCUAACUUACCUCUCUUCCCUGAGAAAAAUAAAGUGGACGUGGGCAAAGAUGCAGAUUUCCGCAUUUCCCAGUUCAUCAAUGAAUUUCUAAUUCCCUCGCGUCUUGCACCUGCCUCGGCUAGUACCACUUAUUCCGAAAUUCCAAAAGUUAGAGCACAUCAGGUUGUUGAAAGAGCCACGCGAUAUUGGCCCUUGAGAAAUGAAUCUUCACUCCUUUGUGGAAAUAAGACUGCAGCUCCUCUGUUUGAACAUUUACCAAAGGAUAUUAUUGAGAUGGCUGAGAUUACUGCUUGUGAAGCUGCUAUUGAUAAUAUAAUCAGGACCAUUACUUCUCUUCCCAUACCGGUGGAUUCGACUUCUAAUGGCCUGCUAUGCAGCACAACCGUGGCUACGGUUGUGGAACUAAGCUUCCUUCUAGAACUCUAUGCCGACAUUUCAGUGGAUCAUGGUGCGCUACUGGAGAAUUUUAAAAAGAAAUUGGAGGCCACGAUGUAUGCCAGUCAUCGACUAACAAAGUUACUUCAGAAGGCAAAGGAUUUACUUUUGCAUGGCAAUCCGACACCUGGGAGUUCACUCUCAAAUUUAACUGAAGUCAAGCGCAUUGCUGCAUGCAAGUCUAAGGUGGCACCAAAUGUUCUUCCUAUCCCAGAGCUUAUUUCGAGAAAACAAUUUAGGAAUAUUACUUAUACCACUGUUCCAAGGGAUGUCUUUGUUCGACAACUCCUUCAAGCAGGUCGAAACCCCAUUAAGCCUGAUCGUGAGUUCGAGGCGGUGAUGGCUGCAGGCAGCUCAAAACGCACUAUACCACUUUACGGUGGACUUAAGCAUGAUGAUCCGCAGAAAUGA